Andrographis paniculata is the source of this 1578-nucleotide messenger RNA. RefSeq names its product calmodulin calcium-dependent NAD kinase-like. Lineage: Eukaryota; Viridiplantae; Streptophyta; Magnoliopsida; Lamiales; Acanthaceae. The transcript is spliced from 8 exons. The coding region runs from base 1 to 1578 and encodes 525 amino acids. Gene Ontology annotation, molecular function: kinase activity; ATP binding. The record is from RefSeq and is a predicted model, not a curated record.
AUGCAUGUACGUACUUCUUACGUCUCUCAUUCGAAAGGUCAUGUCGACGUCGACAUCAAUUCCCACGCCAAGCCCACCUACACAGAGAUCCUCGUAUCCAUCAUCAUCGGAUUUUUCAUGGUGGUCGCCGUCCAUUUUCGCCUCAAGAAAAUCCGGGAUCAAAGGUUUGCGCCGCGGAUAAGGACCACCGACAAUGGCCAGGUUAUCAGCAUCGAAAAGUUCUCUCACUACGUAGCGAGACAAAUGGGGUUCUCGGACAGGAGGCAAUGCCCAAACCUCUGCAAAUUGGCUUCGGAUUAUAUCCGCAAAUCUGAGGGAUCUGAAGAAGACAUGUAUGAGUUCUUCUCGAGCGAGCCGGGCGUUGAUUCCCUCUUCAUUAAAUUGGUCGAAGAGUUCGAGAGAUGCAGCCUCAGUUACUUCGCCUUUCAUUGGAGACACGCUUCCUAUAUGAUCAGCCAGGUGUUGGGAGGCGCCGAAUCCGGGCCGAAGAAGAAGCUCAAGCACAUUGUCAUGGCGGCAACAAGAGAACAGAGAUUCGAGAGGGUGACUAAGAACCUGAAGGUGACGCGAGUGUUUAACACGCUGGUGGAGGAGAUGAAGGCGAUUGGUCUCGUGUGCCUUGACGAUUCGCAGUGCACAAAUGUGAUGGUUCCCAUGGCUCAUAAAGACAGAAGCCCUGUUCUCCUCUUUAUGGGUGGUGGGAUGGGAGCCGGCAAGAGUACCGUGCUAAAGGACAUUCUGAAAGAGCCAUUCUGGGCUGGAGCAUCCGGAAAUGCUGUUGUUAUCGAGGCAGAUGCCUUCAAAGAGUCGGACGUCAUCUACAGAGCCCUUAGCUCAAGAGGGCACCACGACAUGCUUCAAACUGCUGAACUGGUGCACCAAUCAUCUACAGAUGCGGCAUCAUCUCUCUUGGUCACAGCACUUAAUGAAGGGCGAGAUGUGAUCAUGGAUGGCACCCUUUCAUGGUUACCAUUUGUUGUGCAAACAAUAACCAUGGCAAGGAAUGUUCAUCGCCGCCGAUACAGAAUGGGAGCCGGCUACAGAGUAGACGACAGUGGAGUUGUAACUGAAAACUACUGGGAGCAAAUUGAUGAAGAACAAGAGCACGAUGGAACUAAAAGAAGAAGACCCUACAGAAUAGAGUUGGUUGGCGUUGUCUGUGAUACUUACUUAGCAGUCAUUCGAGGCAUCAGGAGAGCUAUCAUGAGUAGAAGAGCUGUGAGGGUCAACUCACAGCUGAGAUCACAUAAGAGAUUUGCAGAUGCAUUUAAAACAUAUUGCCAGUUAGUAGACAAUGCUCGAUUGUACAGCACCAAUGCAUUGGAAGGCCCUCCCAAGUUGAUAGGAUGGAAAGACAAGGAAAAGAACUUGUUGGUCGACCCAGAUGAGAUAAAUUGCCUGCAAAUGGUAAGCAGGUCGAAUGAAGAAGCAGAGAACAUUUAUGAGCUCUACAAGAAUCCAAACCCGGCUUUUGAAGCAGGCUCAGUUUGGCAUGACAUAGUUUUGUCACCCUCACGGACAAACAUUCAGAAAGAGCUCAAAUACGCUAUCCAGAAAAUUGAGAGACUGAGAGAAUAA